Molecule: messenger RNA, 1494 nt
Organism: Aspergillus aculeatinus CBS 121060
Lineage: Eukaryota; Fungi; Ascomycota; Eurotiomycetes; Eurotiales; Aspergillaceae
Product: putative MFS efflux transporter
Exons: 2
Coding region: 1-1494 (497 amino acids)
Biological process (GO): transmembrane transport
Cellular component (GO): membrane
Molecular function (GO): transmembrane transporter activity
Source: RefSeq, a predicted model, not a curated record
AUGUCAUCCUCGGCAUUUGGCGCCCUGGUAGAGUCUCAGAGCCCAGCUUCUAUCGCCAGUCCGGCUGCCGUUGUGCGUAGAGAUAAGCAAGGCAUCGCACACACCCCAUCCGAUCAUGAGUUGGUUGAGCUACAGCAAGGGCGUCCACAGCCUGUCAAUGGGGUAUCAUCGAAUACUGCCACCGAUGUGCAGACUCCUAUCACCCCAGGUGAACUCGAAAGUCACUCAGCCUCCCCUGGAGAGAAUGAGGCUUCCGGUCCGGCACCGACUUUCAGCAACCCAUCCAAGACCAAAUGGCGCUUCUUGAGUACCUGUUUGAUAAAUUUCGCGCAGGGAUUGAACGACAGCGCCCCUGGUGCUUUGAUCCCUUACAUGGAGAAAGACUACAAUAUCGGUUAUGCGGUCGUAUCUCUGAUCUUCGUUACCAAUGCCUUGGGCUUCAUACUCGCAGCCUUGAUCACACAUCCACUAGAGAUGAAGCUUGGUCGCGCCAAGUGUUAUGCUCUGUCCAUGAGCCUGUUAGUGGCCGGAUUCGUGAUCAUCAUCUGCAAACCUCCAUUUCCCGCGGUCGUUGCAAGUUUCUUUCUUCUUGGUUUGGGGAUGGCCGUCUGUCUAGCGCUGAACAAUGUUUACUGCGCGAACCUCGCCAACAGUACCGCGGCUUUGGGUGGUCUUCAUGGGUCUUAUGGAGUCGGGGGCGUCGUGGGACCGCUUGUGGCAACUGCUAUGGCAUCACAUGGAGUUCGUUGGUCCCUUUUCUACUGUAUCAACCUCGCGCUGUCGUUGUUCAACCUGGCCUUUGCGGUAUGGUCGUUCGCGAAUUACGAGAAAGAGCUUCCAGCACAGCUUCUGGGCGCAUUACAGCAGACCGCAUCCCGGCAAGCAAGCGGCGGCGAGUCAAGAAGCCGAAGCCGUCUUCUCAAGCAAGUGGUCAAGGAUAAGACCACCCUGCUUGGGGCUCUGUUCAUCUUUGCCUAUCAGGGCGCCGAGGUCUCAAUCUCUGGGUGGGUGGUGUCGUUCCUCAUCAGCUAUCGCCAUGGGGACCCGUCACACGUCGGUUAUGUUAGUGCCGGCUUCUGGGCUGGGAUUACUCUCGGUCGCUUCUUCUUAUCGCAUCCUGCCCACUUUAUCGGAGAAAAGCUUUCUGUCAUUCUCCUUGUGAUCGGAUCCAUCGCAUUUCAGCUUAUGACCUGGCUCAUUCCCAACAUCAUCGGGGAUGCCGUCGCUGUCGCGAUCGUGGGUCUCCUCCUAGGCCCCGUUUACCCGUGCGCCACUGCGGUAUUCAGCAAGCUGCUGCCCCGGUCGAUGCAGACGUCGAGCUUGAGUUUCAUUAGUGCGUUGGGAAGCAGCGGGGGUGCCGCCUCGCCCUUCUUUACGGGGUUGUUGGCGCAAAAUGUGGGCACUUACGUGCUGCAUCCGAUCUGCGUUGGAUUGUAUGGAGUGAUGCUUGUGGCCUGGGCGUCUCUGCCGCGUAUCGCAAAGAGGUCGGAAUGA